AUCGGAUUCAGGCAUCUAAAAGAAGCAGGCGAGAUGCCGAUCCAUCUCCCCGUCACGGCCAUCGAUUCCUCCAACCGGGAAGGCGACCAGUGCUUGUUGCCUCGCCGUGCGCUGCCGUCUCAGUCUCUGCCUCGUUCUGUUCCCUUGACCCGCUGCUAUCAGCGCCUGCCACGCCCCACGUGGCGCUCCCCGAUUGGCGGGAGAGCCGGGUCGGGGGGUGAGGAGGGUGGGGGUUGGAGUGCGCUCGCCCCUCGCCACUCGGAGCCGGGCAACAAAAUGAUAUUCCCCAUUAUCCUCGAUUGGUGACCCCGACCCUCUUUUUCCUCCAGAUUCCCGUACAUCUCAAAGAACCCCAUCUCUCUUCCUUUCUUACUUGAUAUAGAGAGAGAGAGAGACACAGAGGGGAGAAAUAGCGAGAUCUCAGACUCCUCUCCACUUCUAAUCUAAUCUAAUUUAAUGCCAAUUUAAUUGGGUCCAGAGUGCGAUGGAGGCCGGUUAUAAAAGCCGUGGAGCAGCUUCCAUUCCUUUAUCCCUUGUCAACGGAUGUUAGGUCUACGGCAGCGGCGGUGUUAGUCAUAUGCUUCCUCUCCUUGUCUUCUUGGCCGCCAGAGCCAGUCAUGCAGGACUGAGGCCUUGAAGAUGAGGGAAGACAAGUCUUUGUGUGAUAACAUGAUAGAUAGGAAUUGGGUAUUGAAGCGCAAGCGGAGACGGUUGUCAAGCGGAUGGGAUCUCUCUAAUGGAAAAGAAGGUUCCUCGCUACCUUCAGGCUCUCUGAGGAUCAGCUCUUCAGGCAAGAGGAGGCUGAAAGGUGAUAUUGACAUUUCUCGAUUUGCUCGUAAGGUCAAAGGACAUGAUGGGCAUUACUUUGAAUGUGUAGAAUGUGAUCUUGGUGGCAAUUUGCUCUGCUGUGAUAGCUGUCCUCGAACCUAUCAUCUUGAGUGUCUCAAUCCACCCCUCAAGCGUGCACCACCUGGGAAGUGGCAAUGCCCAAAGUGUUGUGAGCAAAAAGAUAAUAUGGAAACAUUAGCUAAUGCAGAGUCCAAUCCAAGACGAGCAAGAACUAAGAGUAUAUUUGAAAAAUCUAGUACUGUACAUAAAUUACCUGGCCAUGGCAAGGCAUCACUCUCUGGUAGAAGCUCCAUUCCAGGAAAGAGUAAAUUAAAUAACAAAAGGAAAGCUACUUUACAUCAUAGAGCUCCAUCUGUUGAAAAGAAGUUCGAAUCCUCGCAUGUUGAUGCAUCUUAUAGCAUAAAAUCAAGCCAUUCAUGUGAUGGGGAAUCCAGAGAUGACAUUUCAACAGCGGCAGAUAAUAAAAUAGCAAAGAAACCAGAUUCACCAUUUCGCUGGAAACGAAGUACUCGUAAGGAAGUCCACUCUCUUGCUAAAACUUUGAGCUCAGAUCCAAGUGAAAAAUCUCAGGAAGAGAUGUCUGACCUGUGCAAAAGUGAUGUGCAAAGAAAGAAAUUUAUUCCUCCAUUAGUUCCAUCCUCUCAGAAAUCCAGAAGAAAAAAGCAAAAGGUUAACAAGGUAGAAAAUAAGAGAUCUAAAACUGAAAAAGGAAAACAUAUUGCUACAGCUGCUUGCGAUGACAUAUCAAAGGAAACUUCUUCAUGUCCAGAAACCAGUGGGUCAAUUCAGAAGCACAAAUUAUUUGAUCAGCAGCAUUCUGCAUCUAUCGCAAAGGAAGAACCUAAAAUGGCAAAAUGUGCUCGUCAAAAACAGGCUGAGGUAUCCCUCGAGGGAAUGUCUCACUCAUCACGAAGGAUAGAUGAACAAGGGUUGGGUAUAGAUAAGACAAUAAAACAUCAUGAGAAUCUUUGGGAUGGAGGACAACAGGUUGACCGAAUUUUGGGGUGUCGGGUGCAAACUAGCACUCUGAUAUCUUCAUUUCAUGCUCAAAAAAUCAAAUCUGCUAUUUCUCCAGAAGAAGCUGAGUCGGAAAGUAAUUCACGAAGGAUAGCAUAUGGACUGCCUUCUUAUAGUUGUAAUGUUUCAGAAAAUCAUGGCAAACAGUUCAAAGAUUGUUAUGAUGGCAGUAAAGUUGCAGAUAAGAGGGAUGGCAAAAGCGCACUCAUGGAGGGAUGCCAUAGUGAAGCAAAAUGGGUUGGCGAAAGAAAAGGUAUGAAUGAAUACUCUAAUGGCAAAACACAUAAUGCUAAUGAAUGUCUGGAUAAAGCAAAAGUUAUGGCGUCGGUCAUAGAAUCUUCCACUGAUCAUUGCAUCAUUGAGAAAACUUGUGAAGUCAUAGAGGACUCUUUGGUAGAUGCCAUAGACAGCGAAGACACUGUUCAGAAAGUCUCUGUUGAAAACAUAAAAGCAGAAGCUGUGAGUUCAAGCAAAAAUGGGAAAUCUGAUACACCGGGGCCUUCUUGCUUAGAUGUCUCUUAUCAUUCAGAAUGCAUCGAUGCCGCAAGCAUGGAGACUCAACCAGAUACAAGUGCUGAAAAUAGGAUAUCUUCCGAAGCAGUGCAGGACUCAGGGCCUAAUGACAAGGAUAGUAUUAUGUAUGAUUUUUUUGUUAAAUGGGUAGGGAAAUCAAACAUCCAUAACAGUUGGGUUUCUGAAUCCCAAUUAAAAGUUUUAGCCAAAAGAAAAUUGGAAAAUUACAAGGCAAAGUAUGGGACUGCUGUUAUAAAUAUUUGCGAGGAACAGUGGUGUGAGCCACAGCGUGUUAUUUCUCUCAGUGUUUCUAAGGAUGGUACAGAAGAAGCCUUGAUUAAAUGGCGCGGUCUCCCUUAUGAUGAGUGUACUUGGGAAAGAUUAGAUGAACCUGUCAUUGAAAAGUCUUCUCAUCUGAUUGCUGAAUUCAAACAAUUUGAAUCUACAACUUUGGAUAAGGAUGCCAGGGAUGAUUUUCCAAGGACUAAAGGUGAUUCUAAUGAAGUUGUUUCUUUGGUAGAGCAGCCGAAGGAGCUUCAAGGAGGUUCACUUUUUCCACAUCAGUUAGAAGCUUUAAACUGGCUACGUAAAUGCUGGCAUAAGUCUAAGAAUGUGAUACUUGCUGAUGAGAUGGGGCUGGGGAAAACUGUAUCUGCUUGUGCUUUCAUCUCAUCCUUGUAUUUUGAGUUUAGGGCUAAAUUGCCAUGUCUGGUCUUAGUUCCUCUUUCCACAAUGCCUAAUUGGUUGGCUGAGUUUGCACUGUGGGCCCCUCAUUUGAAUGUUGUGGAGUAUCAUGGUUGUGCAAAAGCAAGAUCUAUUAUUCGUCAAUAUGAAUGGCAUGCUAGGGAUCCAGCUGGAUCACAUAAGACAACUAAAUCAUAUAAAUUCAAUGUGUUGUUGACUACUUAUGAGAUGGUCCUUGCAGACUCAUCUCAUCUGCGUGGUGUCUCCUGGGAAGUUCUUAUAGUUGAUGAGGGGCAUCGUCUGAAAAAUUCUGGAAGUAAACUUUUUAGUUUGCUGAACACAUUUUCUUUUCAGCACCGUGUGUUAUUGACUGGAACUCCUUUGCAGAACAACAUAGGGGAGAUGUAUAACUUACUAAAUUUUUUGCAGCCUGCUUCAUUCCCCUCUUUGUCAGCAUUUGAAGGGAAGUUUAAUGACCUUACAACAGCAGAAAAGGUGGAGGAGCUGAAGAAACUUGUUGCCCCACAUAUGCUUCGAAGGCUGAAAAAAGACACAAUGCAAAAUAUUCCCCCUAAGACUGAGCGCGUGGUUCCUGUUGAGUUGACAUCCAUUCAGGCUGAAUAUUACCGUGCCAUGCUUACGAAGAACUAUCAGAUAUUGCGUAACAUAGGAAAAGGUGGUGCUCUGCAGUCAAUGCUAAAUAUUGUCAUGCAGCUCAGGAAGGUCUGCAAUCAUCCAUAUCUCAUUCCAGGAACUGAACCUGAAUCUGGUACAAUGGAGUUCCUUCAUGAAAUGCGCAUAAAGGCAUCAGCCAAGCUAGCAUUAUUGCAUUCUAUGCUCAAGAUUUUACAUAAGGAUGGGCACCGCAUCCUCAUAUUUUCGCAGAUGACAAAACUUCUUGAUAUACUUGAGGAUUACCUGACUAUAGAAUUUGGUCCUAAGACAUUUGAAAGAGUGGAUGGUUCAAUAUCAGUGGCAGAUCGUCAAGCAGCAAUUGCUCGUUUUAAUCAGGACAAAACUCGAUUUGUAUUCUUAUUGUCCACACGCUCUUGUGGCCUUGGGAUAAAUCUGGCCACAGCAGAUACUGUUUUUAUAUAUGAUUCCGAUUUCAAUCCACAUGCUGAUAUACAAGCAAUGAAUAGAGCACAUAGAAUUGGGCAAUCAAACAGGCUUUUGGUGUACAGACUUGUAGUACGUGCUAGUGUCGAGGAGCGCAUCUUGCAGCUUGCUAAGAAAAAAUUGAUGCUUGACCAACUAUUUGUGAAUAAGUCUGAAUCUCAAAAGGAAGUGGAGGACAUUCUUAGAUGGGGAACAGAAGAACUUUUUGACGACUUUGAUACUGUAAAUGGACAAGAUCCAAAAGAAGCUUCAAGCAGCAAAAUUGAUGCUGGUGCUGAUGGUGAGCAUAAGCAUAGAAGGAGGGUUGGUGGUCUGGGAGAUGUGUACCAGGAUAAAUGCACUGAUGGUUGCACAAAGAUUGCGUGGGAUGAAAAUGCAAUUUUAAAGCUUCUUGAUCGGUCAAACCUACAAUCAACAGCCUCUGAAAGUACUGAUGGGGAUUUAGAGAAUGAUAUGCUUGGUGCAGUAAAAUCAGUGGAUUGGAAUGAUGAACUAAAUGAAGAACCAGGGGGUGCUGAUAUGGUCGCUAGUAUUGCUGGUGAUGGUUGUGAGCAAACAUCUGAAGCAAAAGAAGAUAACACAGUUGGUGGUAGUGAGGAAAAUGAAUGGGAUAGACUUUUACGUGUCAGGUGGGAAAAAUAUCAGAUCGAGGAGGAAGCAUCUCUUGGUCGAGGGAAGCGCUUGAGAAAAGCAAUAUCUUACAAAGAAACAUUUGCUUCAAUACCAAGUGAAACUCUAAGCGAGAGUGGUAACGAAGAGGAGGAACAAAAGCCAGAAUAUACACCUGCUGGCCGGGCGCUGAAAGAAAAAUUUGUUAAGCUCCGUGCUAGACAGAAGGAGCGGAUUGCUCGGAGGCACAUUAGAGAGUUCCCUAGUUCUGUUGACAAGCCUGAUUUACUGAUGCAACCAGUUAUUCCCUCUGCCAAAGAAGGUGAGGACCUAAAUAUCAGCAAACCUCUGGAUACAGGAGAACAGGCUUCUUCCAUCAAUAUGGAUGAUACCAAAUUAUCUCAACCAUUUGAAACUAAGAAUGAGAGUGAGUCUACUGCAAGACUUGGAAAGUUCUCAAAGCACGGAUACAGAAGAUUUCAUGGAACUCACCUAGAUUUUUUUGUCCGACCUCCUGGAAAUCUUUCUCCUGAUAUAUUUUUACCUAGCCAUCAGUACCAAAGUACAAACUUUGCAAAUUCAAUUUCUAGCAAUCUUCCACCUGUCUUGGGACUAUGUGCUCCUAAUGCUAAUCAGGUGAACUCGACAUCCCAAAAUUUUGGAUCGCUACUGAACCUACCAACAUCAAAUCAUGAACACAGAAAAUUGAGCAAUAGAUUGCCAGAAAUUCCAUUGCCACCUGCUGCCAGCACUGGAGCUUUAAAAGAUACAAACUCUGAAGGUAGAGAAACAACUGCAGAUACAUCUCUAUUGCCCGAUACAUCUGGAGAGGCAUUGCAUCACCAAUUAAAGAAUAUGAUUCCUGACAGCUACUUUCCCUUUUGUCCUCCUCCACCUACAUCCUCCAGAAAGGGCCCCCAUGAUCCUCUAGAUGGUUCAGGUUCUUCUUUUGCUUCAUUUCAAGAGAAAUUGGGUCUUCCUAACUUAGUUCUUGAUGAUAAGCCACUGUCCAAGUUUUCAUAUCCAUCAAGUACUUUGAUGAAGCCACAUGCAGAUCUAUUUCCAAGCUUGUCAUUGGGCACAAAUAUUGAUUAUGUUAAUGGUUCUAUUCAGGACUUGCCAAAUAUUCCCUCAGUGCCAAACUUUAGGCAACAUAUGAGUGAUAAUCUGAAGCAAAAACCACAGAUGGCAGAGCUACCUCCAAUGCUUGGACUAGGUCCAAUGCCAACUGCAAGUUCAUCAUUACCUGAAAACCAUAAGAAGGUUCUUGACAACAUAAUAAUGCGGACUCAAUCUGCAACGAAUAAAUUCUUCAAGAAAAGAUUAAAGCCAGAUGCAUGGUCGGAAGAUGAACUUGAUGCUCUCUGGAUUGGUGUUCGUAGGCAUGGAAAGGGUAAUUGGGACGCAAUGCUCAGAGAUCCCAAGUUGAAGUUCUUAAAGCAUAGAACUGCUGAAGACUUGUCCGCAAGAUGGACUGAGGAGCAGCACAAGAUAAUGGAUGAGCCAUCUUUCACAGCACUGAAAUCUUCGAAGCCUAUAUUGUUUCCUGGAAUGUCUGAUGGAAUGAUGACUCGGGCAUUGCUUGGAAGUAAAUUUGCCAGUCUUGGGACUGAAUCACCUAAGUUUCGCUCUCACCUUACAGACAUUCAGUUGGGCUGUGGGGAUCUUACAUCUGGAGACGGUUAUAUCAGUACAAUGAAUGAGAACUACCCACCACUCACAGCAUGGAAAUCUGACAAAAUUAGAACAAGUUAUGCAGGAGAUUUUUCUGCCCUACCAUUUGAUAGACUCGAAAAAAUUAAGAUACCUUUUAAUCAGUCAUUUCAGCAUAAUUCAUUGGCAGGCAAUGGCUUAGGCUCUCUAAGCAUGACCUGUCCGAGCAGCUGCGCUUUACAGAAGAAUGAAGAUGAAUUUUGUGCUCAAAAGAAUCUUUACUUCCCUAGCAUUUCAGACAAAUCACUGAAUUUGUUACAUGAUUCCCAUAAUAAUAUUCAUUCUGGUGUAUUCAACAGAGUAAUUCCUUUCAGUUCCCAACAGAAGCCCGUUUCUGUUAAUUCUCCUCCCAACAAUGAUAAUGCUGUUGGCAAUUCAAGUACGAACAAGCUUCCCCAUUGGCUUCGAGAAGCAGUCAGCAUUCCACCAUCCAGGCCACCAGAACCUGAUUUGCCCCCAACUGUUUCAGCAAUUGCUGAGUCAGUUCGCCUGCUUUAUGGAGAAGAGAGACCAACAAUCCCUCCAUUCACAAUUCCGGGUCCUCCCCCUUGCCAGCCCAAGGAUCCAAGGAAAAGUCUGAAAAGGAAAAGGAAGAUGCAGAGGCUUCCACAACCGAUCCCUGAUAUUGUGUAUUCUGCCAGAAACUUUGAUCGCGCUGCUUCAAGCACCAUUCCUCCUGUACCACCAUUAAUGGCAUGUGCACCCAGUUUCCCUUGGACUGAUCUCAGCGAAAGCAUCCCAACUCUGAAUUUGAAUCUUAAUUCACCAUCCCCGUCGUCAUUUUUCAGCCAAGGAAAGAAACAAGGCACGACAGUGUCACCAUCUCCUGAAGUGCUCCAAAUGGUAGCAUUGUCUGUGGCUUCUGGAUCGUGCACAUCCCCAGCAAGUGACAUGCCUGGCACUAGCUGUCAAAGAACUGAAUUGCCUGUUCCACGAGAUUGUGAAAAUUUUGAACGAGAUGGAAAGAGUCCGAUUGGAGAUUUCAAGGGCAUUCGUGGGAAGCGAAAGGCAAGCAGGAACUCUCUUUUAGGUUGUUGGGGGAAACUAACAGAUAAGCAGGUUGAUCAUGCACAGAGUGGAGACUCGAGUAAAACUCAGUCAGAUUCAGAUCAAAUAGACCAGCUCAAUAUUGAGGAAAUUUCAUCAGAAGAAACUGUAUCAGAUGGAAGUGAACAUGAACUAUAAACCUCCUGGUAUUUUUGGCCUUCGCCUUUUCCCAUAUGCUACGCAAUUUGGGUCCCCGAAUGUGCCGCUUCUGUACACAUGGUUCAGAGAGUGUCAUCUGAGAGCAAAUGGGAUGAGACAUCUCUCUGUGAAGUUCCUAUAUAAGAAAUAUAAUCUUGCCAGCUUGGCAUUGUUUGUCUCAUACUCGAUUUCUACAAUUCAUUAUAUGGUUAAAAAGACAUUCUGUUCCUUCACA
Messenger RNA from Phoenix dactylifera (date palm), 7924 nucleotides. It is a transcript of the gene CHR4, whose product is annotated as chromatin remodeling 4. NCBI's taxonomy places the organism in Eukaryota, Viridiplantae, Streptophyta, Magnoliopsida, Arecales, Arecaceae. Gene Ontology annotation, biological process: chromatin remodeling. Gene Ontology annotation, molecular function: ATP hydrolysis activity; histone binding; chromatin binding. The record is from RefSeq and is a predicted model, not a curated record. Gene Ontology annotation, cellular component: nucleus; chromatin.